This is a messenger RNA of Endocarpon pusillum Z07020, 1317 nucleotides long. RefSeq lists its product as uncharacterized. Lineage: Eukaryota; Fungi; Ascomycota; Eurotiomycetes; Verrucariales; Verrucariaceae. Gene Ontology annotation, molecular function: triacylglycerol lipase activity. The transcript has a single exon. Gene Ontology annotation, biological process: lipid catabolic process. The record is from RefSeq and is a predicted model, not a curated record. The coding region runs from base 1 to 1317 and encodes 438 amino acids.
AUGGAUGCAUCAGCCGCAGUUAACGAUAGUCGCCGCAGGGACGAGCUAAAUGUAACUCUGCCAGAUUCUGCACGCGCCUCGCUCGAAUUUGAAGAAUCCCAAUGGGCGACAGGCUCAGUUCUGGACGACUCGUUCUACACUGUUCUCCCCAGCUCCAAGGAUGCCGCGCCUGGUACUUUAAUCAAGCUUGAACGGGAGGUCGACUCCACGCUCUUUACUAUCCCUCCGGCCACUGCGUUGUCACGCUUCAUCUUUCAAUCAAAAGCCCUCAAUGGCUCCGCUGUUCCGGUGUCAGGAUUCAUUCUGUGGCCGUACUCGCCUCGGAACCUGUCUGACGGCUUCUCAAUCGUCGCUUGGGCACAUGGCACAAGCGGCCUUUCUCCCAAUUGCGCACCUUCUCACCUGAAGCAUCUCUGGCAGCACUUUCUAGGCCCUUACCAGUCAGCUCUUCAAGGUUACGUUGUUAUCGCGGUAGACUAUGCUGGUCUUGGGGUAGAGAGAGAUGCUUCAGGGAAACGAAUUGUCCAUGAAUAUCUAGCCAGCCCAAGCCAUGCAAAUGACGUUUUCUACGGCGUGCAAGCGGCGAAAUCUGCGUUUCCGGAACUUUCUAACAAGUUUGUCAUCAUCGGUCAUUCCCAGGGAGGCGGUGCCGCUUGGGCUGCAGCCCAACGACAGGCCCUUGACCCUGUCGAAGGAUAUCUGGGAGCGGUUGCUGUGGCCCCAGUGACAGAUCCGCUGGCCGAGCCUGACCCGAUCCGGAGCUUCCUCGCAGUGGGCAUGAUUCCUGGGAUAGCUGCCACGUUUCCGGAGUUCCAGCCCGGGGACAUCUUGACUCCAGAGGGCGAAGAGCGUCUCGAUCUGAUACUUCAGGUCGGAGCGUGCACCACGACUACUCUCACACUUCUCGCGGGCGUUCAGCUACUCAAGCCUGAUUGGACAGCGAACAGAUACGUCCAGGAAUAUCAAAAACUGACGGUCAAUGGCGGCAAGAAGAUCGAAGGCCCUUUGCUUAUCAUGCACGGCGAGACCGAUACAAGCCUCAGCGUAGAGGUGAGCACGCAGGCUGUUAACGAGACCUUGGAACAAUUUCCCUCGUCACAACUUGAUUUUGUUCGUCUUCCCGGCAUCUCCCAUGUGCCUGCAUUAACCGCUUCCCAACGACUCUGGAUGGACUGGAUCGGCGACCGGUUCGCCGGCCUCGAGGUCCACCCGAGACACAACGGCACCAUUCUCACAUCAGCUCGACCUGUUUCCGCUUAUCAGCCGGAACUGAACUGGUAUAUCGAAAGGGCAACUCAGUUCUAUCAGACUCGCUAG